AUGCCAAAUCGUAAAUUAGAAGAAUUCGAAAUUGAAACAAAACCUCGGAAACGGACCACGAAGCAGACUAUUUGUAACUUUUUGUACAAUGAACAAACUGGAGCUAUCUUGGGAAGAACGCCCGAGAGUUGGGGUAAAAUCUUAUUAUUUUACGUGAUCUUCUACGCGGUGUUGAUCGCCCUGUUCGCGGUGUGCCUGGCGACCUUCCUGCAGCACUUCAUCAACCCUCGCGUGCCGCGGCUGCAGCAGGAGCAGGGCUCCAUCGGCAGUAGUCCGGGGCUGGGGUUCCGCCCCCUGCCCCCUGACGUCCGGAGCACCCUCAUCUGGUACAAGGGCACGGGAGAGGAGAGCUACAAGUACUGGGAGGACGAGCUUAAGGAAUUCUUAUCAGUGUACAAGAAGAAGGGUCAGACGGCGGGCGCGGGUCAGAACAUCUUCAACUGCGACUUCCGCAACCCUCCGCCGCCGGGCAAGGUGUGCGACGUGGACAUCCGCGGCUGGGAGCCCUGCAUCGACGAGAACCACUUCUCCUUCCACAGAUCAUCGCCGUGCAUAUUCUUGAAGCUCAACAAGAUCUACGGCUGGCGGCCCGAGUACUACAACGACACGGACGCGCUCCCCGGAGACAUGCCGCAACAACUGGUCGGAGAGAUCAAGAACAUCACCAAAUAUAACAGAGACUAUGCCAAUAUGGUGUGGGUGUCAUGUGCGGGGGAGACCCCAACAGACCGGGAGAACAUCGGCCCCCUGAGGUACAUCCCUCACGCGGGGUUCCCAGGGUACUUCUACCCUUACAACAACGCUGAGGGGUACCUCAGUCCACUGGUGGCUGUUCACCUCAUGAAGCCCAGGACUGGAAUAGUCAUCAACAUAGAGUGUCGAGCGUGGGCCAAGAACAUCAAGUACAGCAGGAAGGAACGACUCGGAGUUGUUCACUUUGAACUGAUGAUCGAGUAG
Molecule: messenger RNA, 957 nt
Organism: Danaus chrysippus (African queen)
Lineage: Eukaryota; Metazoa; Arthropoda; Insecta; Lepidoptera; Nymphalidae
Source: the annotation of a GenBank genome assembly